AUGGACACUAGGCACGUGCAGCCCAUCAAGCUGGCUAAGGUAACCAAAGUGCUGGGCAGGACUGGUUCGCAGGGACAGUGCACACAGGUACGUGUGGAAUUUAUGGAUGAUAUCAGCCACUCUAUCAUCCGAAAUGUCAAAGGUACUCUUGGAGAGGGAGAUGCGCUCACCCCAUUGGAGUGA
This is a messenger RNA of Arvicola amphibius (Eurasian water vole), 183 nucleotides long. Its product is annotated as 40S ribosomal protein S28-like. Gene Ontology annotation, cellular component: ribosome; cytosolic small ribosomal subunit. Gene Ontology annotation, molecular function: structural constituent of ribosome. Gene Ontology annotation, biological process: ribosomal small subunit assembly; translation; maturation of SSU-rRNA. The record is from RefSeq and is a predicted model, not a curated record. The coding region runs from base 1 to 183 and encodes 60 amino acids. Lineage: Eukaryota; Metazoa; Chordata; Mammalia; Rodentia; Cricetidae. The transcript has a single exon.